CUGGCGGCCCCGCCCCGCCCCGCCCCGUUCCCCUCAGGGCCUUCGGUGCUGGCGGUGACGUCACUCCCGCCCGCUGCCUGGCGCGAGGCGGCGGCGGCGGCUCCGGGCGGCGGCGCCAUGUUCCAGGCCUUGUACAACUGCUUCUGGUGGGAGCGGCUCUGGCUCCCGGCGAACCUCACCUGGGCCGACCUGGAGGACCGGGAUGGGCGCGUCUACGCCAAAGCCUCCGACCUCUACAUCACCAUCCCCUUGGCCUUCGUCUUCCUCGUUGUCCGGCACCUCUUUGAGACGUACGUGGCCACCCCCCUGGCCGGGCUGCUGAACGUCAAGGAGAAGAUCAGGUUAAAAGCCACCCCUAACCCCGUGCUGGAGAAGUUCUACGCUGCCACCUCCAAGCACCCCAAGCAGGCUGAUGUGGAGAUGCUCUCCAAGAAGAGCGGCUGCACCGUGCGGCAAGUGGAGCGCUGGUUCCGCCGCCGCCGCAACCAGGACCGGCCCAGCCUGCUCAAGAAGUUCAGGGAGGCCAGUUGGAGAUUCACCUUUUACCUUAUUGCUUUCAUUGCUGGCAUGGCUGUUAUAGUGGAUAAACCCUGGUUCUACGACCUCCGGGAGGUGUGGAAGGGAUACCCCAUCCAGAGCAUGCUGCCCUCCCAGUACUGGUACUACAUGAUCGAGCUCUCCUUCUACUGGUCCCUGCUCUUCAGCAUCGCCUCCGAUGUCAAGCGCAAGGACUUCAAGGAGCAGAUCAUCCACCACGUGGCCACCAUCAUCCUCAUCAGCUUCUCCUGGUUUGCCAACUACAUCCGUGCGGGGACGCUCAUCAUGGCCCUGCACGACUCCUCGGACUAUCUGCUGGAGUCUGCCAAGAUGUUCAACUACGCCGGCUGGAGGAACACCUGCAACAACAUCUUCAUCAUCUUCGCCGCCGUCUUCAUCAUCACCCGCUUGGUCAUUCUGCCCUUCUGGAUCAUGCACUGCACCGUGGUUUACCCGCUGGAGCUCUACCCGGCCUUCUUUGGCUACUACUUCUUUAACUUCAUGAUGGCCGUGCUGCAGUCGCUGCACAUCUUCUGGGCCUACCUCAUCAUCCGCAUGGCCCAGAAGUUCAUAACUGGAAAGGUGGUGGAGGACGAGAGGAGCGACCGCGAGGAGACGGACAACUCGGAGGAGGAGGAGGAGAAGAACGGGCCCCUGUCCAACGGGCACCCGGUGCUCAACAACAACCACCGCAAAACCGACUGAGCCACCGGAGCCACCGCCAUGGGGGUACCCC
This is a messenger RNA of Neopsephotus bourkii (Bourke's parrot), 1273 nucleotides long. RefSeq names its product ceramide synthase 2 (gene CERS2). The record is from RefSeq and is a predicted model, not a curated record. Gene Ontology annotation, molecular function: sphingosine N-acyltransferase activity; DNA binding. NCBI's taxonomy places the organism in Eukaryota, Metazoa, Chordata, Aves, Psittaciformes, Psittacidae. Gene Ontology annotation, biological process: ceramide biosynthetic process. The coding region runs from base 118 to 1242 and encodes 374 amino acids. Gene Ontology annotation, cellular component: membrane. The transcript is spliced from 11 exons.